UCCCUCAUAAUGUUAAGCCAGGAGGAAGCGGAAGCUCAGAUCUCAGAGCUCGACCUUCUCUCCAGCAUGUUCCCCAGCGAAGAAGAGUUUGUCGUCACGGAUCAGCUGGCACUGGCGGAGCUGAGGGAAUUUGCAGAGAAGCAGACAGCGGUCACUCCAACAUUUACAAUUCAGUUCACGCUGACUGUGAAACUUGGUGAGAGCAAUGCAACUAAUACCCAGGAUGUGCUUUCCCUACAUUGUUCAUAUCCACCUCACUACCCAAAUGUCCCACCAGAAAUCGUAGUCAGAUCGCCAUCCCUGGUGCGGUCACAGCAGACUCCGCUUCAUUCAGAUCUGAACACAUAUCUAAAAAACAAUUGUAAUGGAGAUGUGUGUAUUUUAAGUGCUGUGGAAUGGGUUAAAGACAAUGCUUCUACCUACCUGAACCUCGUGUCCCCCACUGAUCAUCAGGAUGGAACUUUGGUGACUCCUGAAGACAGCGUUUUCACUAGGUUAUGGAUCUACAGUCAUCACAUAUACAACAAACAAAAGCGAAAAUAUAUCAUGGAAUGGUCAGAAGAGUUGGGGCUUUCAGGGUUUAGUAUGCCAGGGAAACCUGGCAUUGUGUGUGUAGAGGGAGCACAAGAGUCAUGUGAAGAGUUUUGGUCCAGAAUAAGGAAACUGACGUGGAAGAGGAUAUUAAUCCGCCACAGAGAAGACGUCCCUUUGUCUUGUUCCUCUUCAGAUGUGCACAUAAACAUCCAGAAGCAUUGUAAAUUUCCUCCUCUUAAGGAGAUGGCGUUUGAUGCACACGGAGCCCGGGGCAACCACAUGGAUCUGGGUCAGCUCUAUCAUUUCCUCCAGGAAAAAGGAUGCUCGGAUGUCUUCCCCAUGUACUUUGGGAUUGAGGGACGAUAGCAGUUAGGAUCAUGAAUGACUUCCGGAUGGGAACAAUAUUUCCACUUUAAACUCUGGCCACUUUCUUAUGACAAUAAAUGUGUUUAUGGUUUU
This is a messenger RNA of Nanorana parkeri, 993 nucleotides long. It is a transcript of the gene RWDD2B, whose product is annotated as RWD domain containing 2B. Gene Ontology annotation, molecular function: protein binding. The transcript has 4 exons. The record is from RefSeq and is a predicted model, not a curated record. The coding region runs from base 10 to 900 and encodes 296 amino acids. NCBI's taxonomy places the organism in Eukaryota, Metazoa, Chordata, Amphibia, Anura, Dicroglossidae.